AUGGGUAAAGCUAAGAAAGGAAAACGUUCUGGUAAAGACAAUGAUAUGGAUAGUGAUGUUGAUAUUGACGAGCAGUCAGUAGCAAGUCAAGAUUCCAAAACAAAGUCAUCAAAAUUAUCGGUUAAAGACAAAAAGAAAAAAAAAGAUGAAAUUGAUGAUCUAGCUGAUGAUUUAGAAGAGCUAAAAAUGGACAAAAGUAAAAAUAAAAAAGGUAAAAAAGGCAAUCGUAAAGCUUAUGAAGAUUCUGAUGAUGAGUCAAUUAGUUUAUCAAGUAAAAAUGUGCAAAAAGGCAAAGAUAAAAAGGAUAACGAGGAUACAGAUAGUGAUUCUGAGGUUAAAGUUAGUAAAGGAAAGAAAAAAAAUCAAAUAAAAAAAGGGUUUGCUGCAUUAAAUUUAGAUUCUGAUAAUGACAAUGAUGAGAAUAAUGAUAAUGAUGAUGAAGAAAAAGUUACGGCUAAGCCUAAAGGAAAAACAAAGAAAAAGAAAGGAAAGAAGGAUAAUGAUUUCGAUGAUUUUGAUGACGAUGAAAAUGAGCGUGUUAAUAUUAAAAUAGACGAGGAUGACGAUGAUGAUAGCGUAACAUCUGCAGCUAAGAAUAAAGUUAAUAGCAAGAAAAAUAAAAAGAAAAAGGAUGAUGAUUUCGAUGAUGAUAACACCAAGGUAAAAGGCAAAACGAAAAAAGAAAAGAAAAAGUCUUUAUCUGACGAUGAAGAUGAUAUCAUUAGUAAAUCUUCCAAAAAUAAACCAGGAAAGAAGAAAAAUGACAGUGAUGAUGAAAUUGAAAGAGUUUUAGCAGAGUUAGAAAUGGAAUACUCAGGUAACAAAAAAGUCGAAGCUAAACCUGUUCAAGAUGACACUAAAAUUGAAGAAGAUAAAGACGGUAAAGAUGAAGGGGAAGAUAAAGAUGAUGAUAAGAAGAAAAAGAAGAAAAAUAAAGCGAAAGGUAAAGAUGUUAAAGAAAAAGAUCAAGAGAUUUCAACAAAAGUUGAAGAAUCAAAAGCUGUUGCUGAUGAUGAAAAGGGUGACGAUGAAAGUGGUACAGCUGCUCUGAAACAGUUAAAAGAGGAUGAAGAGCGUGCUAAGCGAGACGAAGAAGAACGAAUUCGCCAGGAAGAAAUACGUGAGCAACUUCGUCUCAAGCAGCUUCAAGAGGAACAGGAACGUAAAGAAAAGAAAAAGUUGAAAGAAAAACAACGAAAAGAGCGUUUGAAAGCUGAGGGUAAAUUAUUAACACCUAAACAGAAACAAGAACGUGCUCGUGCACAGGCUAUGCUUGACGCUCUUAAAGCUCAAGGUCAUGAAGUUCCUGAUAAAGGAGAAAAAAAAACCCGUACUCGUCUUCCACUCGGUUCACGUCCGCGGCUUAAUAAAUUGAAUAAACAGUCUAGUCAGGAUAAUAAAACUGAUAAUGAUAAACAACAAGAAGAUAACAAUAAAAUCCAACAGGUUAAAGAUGACGACAAAGAAUCAUCUAAGAAUUCAAAUGAACAGGUUCAGCUCGAGAUUGUCGAUUUACCUGCUAAAGUAAGUGAAGAUGUUGGAGAGAUUAAAGACUCAUGGGAUGUUGAUUCGAGUGAAAAUGAUGAAGAUGAUAAAUCUGAGGAAACAAAAAAACAAAAAUCUGCUAAAGUUGAUAAUAAAUCUACUAAAACAGUGUCCACUAAAAAAGCGGAUAGUGAGGAGAGUGAAGAGAGUAGUGAAAGUGGUGAUGAAUCUGAUGAUGACAAUGAUAGUGAUGAUAGUAGUGAUAGUAGUGAUGAUAACGAAGAUAGCAUUGAUGAUAAAAUGACAGAUGCCGAAAAGAAAAGGGAAAGAGUGAAAAUGAGAAUCGCUAAUAGGCGUAUUGAAGCCGAAAAGAAAAAGACAAUAGAUAAUUUACGUGCUGCAGUUGUUUGUGUACUUGGUCAUGUCGAUACUGGUAAAACUAAAAUUUUAGAUAAAUUAAGAAGGACUAAUGUUCAGGAUGGUGAAGCUGGUGGUAUUACACAACAAAUCGGAGCUACUAAUGUGCCUAUUGACGCUAUCAUUGAUAGUACCAAGCAUGUUAAAGGGAUUGCUGAUAAAAAAUUCAAACUACCAGGGUUAUUAAUUAUCGACACACCUGGGCACGAGUCAUUUAGUAAUUUACGUAACCGUGGAUCAUCUCUCUGUGAUAUUGCAAUAUUAGUUGUUGAUAUUAUGCAUGGAUUAGAGCCACAAACAAUCGAAAGUAUUGGUCUUUUAAAAGAAAAAAAGUGUCCAUUUGUUGUUGCCUUAAAUAAAAUAGAUAGACGAACAAACGAAGUUAUAGGACAAUUCGCUGAAAAGGGAUUGAACGCUGCGUUGUUUUACAAAAAUCCUGAUCCACGUAAUUAUGUGUCUCUUAUACCAACGAGUGCUAUAACUGGUGAGGGUAUGGGUAAUUUGUUAUCACUGAUCGUCGAAUUUAGCCAAGGUCCAUUAGCUAAACGUUUAAUGUACAGCGAAGAAUUACAAGCAACUGUUUUAGAAGUUAAAGUAUUGCCUGGACUUGGUACAACAAUUGAUUGUAUUCUAGUCAACGGAUCACUGAGAGAAGGUGAUACGAUGAUUGUCGCUGGUACUGAUGGCCCUAUCGUUACUCAAAUCCGUUCAUUACUUAUGCCGCAACCACUUAAAGAAUUACGAGUUAAGAAUGCCUACAUCGAGUAUAGAGAAAUAAAAGCAGCUCAAGGUGUUAAAAUAGCAGCGAAAGAUUUAGAAAAAGCUAUUGCUGGAUUAAAUUUAUUAGUCGCUCAAAAACCCGAUGAAGUAGAUUUAUUGAAAGAAGAAAUAGCUAGAGAAUUAUCCAAAGCAUUAGGUAACAUAAAAUUAGCUGAACGUGGUGUAUUUGUUCAAGCUUCAACUUUAGGAGCUCUGGAAGCAUUGCUAGACUUUUUAAAAACCAGUAAAAUACCGGUGAGUUUAAAAAUUAUU
Messenger RNA from Cotesia congregata, 2934 nucleotides. The record is from the annotation of a GenBank genome assembly. Lineage: Eukaryota; Metazoa; Arthropoda; Insecta; Hymenoptera; Braconidae.